GCUCGCGGCUUCUCCUGGCAGCGUGUGGCUGAGCGUCAGGUGAUGCAGUUUCACCUCCUCUCGUGUCCGCUGGCCGGGGUUAAACGUUAAGUAGCGCGUGUUUUCAGAUUUAGCCACCUGGGGACCAUGAGUGAGUGGACUAAGAAAAGCCCCUUAGAAUGGGAAGAUUACGUUUAUAAAGAAGUCAGAGUACUGGCGAGCGAGAAGAAGGAGUAUAGAGGAUGGCUUUUAACUACAGACCCGGUCUCUGCCAAUAUUGUCCUUGUGAACUUGCUUGAAGACGGCAGCUUAUCUGUGACUGGAAUUAUGGGCCAUUCUGUGCGGACUGUUGAAAUUAUGGGUGAAGUGGACCACAGGGUGAGAGAGAAGCUGGCGCCCUUGUUCACGUCCGGAGGCUGUGAUGCCUUUGGCCCCGAGGACCUGGAGAGGAGAAAGAGCAGCCUGAAGAAGUGGCUCCAGAAGAACCAUGUCCCCGUCACGGAGCGCGGAGAGUCAAGCAGGACUCUCUGCGUGGCUGGGGUCUUGACUAUAGACCCACCGUACUGCCCAGAAAAUUGCAGCAGCUCAAAUGAGAUCAUUCUGUCCCGGGUUCAGGACCUUAUUCAAGGACAUCUUAUAGCUUCCCAAGGAGAGACCAAGAACCCUCGGCACGCUGUUUAAAAUUGACUUCGGGGAACUGGAGAGGUAGCUCAGUGGAAUAAGUGCUUGUCUGACAAGCGCAAGGUCCCGAGUUUGAUCCCUGGUACCACCUCAAUAAAUAAAAUUGACUUCCAUUUCUUUUUUUUUUUCUUCAUAAUGGUAUGAAUGUAAGCCAUUAUACUACAGGACUUGAAAGGUACUUGAGCACUGUGUGUAUAUUUUAAUUUUUUAUCGUUUUGGUAAAAUCAAAGGAGGAACAUUAGCAUGCAGUGAAAUUAGCACAAGGAAUUUAAAGUUAACUCUGUGUGUGUUUGUUUUUGAGUACAGUCUUACUUUGUAGCCUAUGCUGGCCACGAACUCAAGGUCUUCUUGCCUCAGCCUCCCCAAAAGGGUCUUUUUGUCCUGUGAUGAGGAUAUGCUGCCCCCAUCUUUUUUAGUGGCCCUGAGGACUGACCCAGAAUCCUACACGUGCUGCGUAAUGACUCAACCACUGAGCUACAUCCCUAGCUCACUUUACUCCACUUUUGUUAGGCAAGAGAUUUGUUAGGCAAGAGAUGUAUAUGGAGCUGGGCGGCUCAGUGGUGCACCUUACAGUCCCAGGUACUCUGAGGCUGACAUAGGAUUGCUAGUUCCAGACAUCUCGGUAAUUUAGUGACACUAUCCCAAAGUCAGGAGGGCUGAGGAUGUACCUAGUGAUAGGGCACUUUAGUAUAAGGCUCUGGGUUCGAUCCCUAGUAUAGUGAGAUAUAUGUAUAUAUAUGGAUGUAUUUUUUUUGUUUUUGAGAAAAUGCCUCAAUCUAUAUCAUAAGAUGUUUGUCUUUUAUUUGUAGUAAUUGAUAAAGUAGUUUCAAACAAAACUGCUCAUAUGAGAGAAUGACUUGUGUCUCCUUAAAGGUUCAUGUGUUACAAACUUGCUCCCCAGAUUGGUGGUAUUCAGAGGCGGUGGGCAGCCCUUAGGUCAUGGGGUGUGGCCCCAGAGUCUCUGCCUUCCUGUUUGGCUAUGUAAAGUCUUCCAUGCUGUUGUGACUCCAGUGCUAAAGCAAGCGUGUACUAGCCUGAAAAUAGCCUGUGCCGCUGCCGUGCCCUUAAACCUUCAAAACUGAGCUGAGAAACCUCUUUUC
Molecule: messenger RNA, 1760 nt
Organism: Octodon degus (degu)
Lineage: Eukaryota; Metazoa; Chordata; Mammalia; Rodentia; Octodontidae
Gene: Gemin6
Product: gem nuclear organelle associated protein 6
Exons: 3
Coding region: 127-660 (177 amino acids)
Biological process (GO): spliceosomal snRNP assembly; spliceosomal complex assembly
Cellular component (GO): nucleus; SMN complex
Molecular function (GO): RNA binding
Source: RefSeq, a predicted model, not a curated record